AUGUCUAAAGAAAAACGCCACGGUCCAAUUUACGGGAGUUUAAUUAUAUACGAAAGCGUUCUCAAUUUCGAUGUCGUGUGCAAGAGUUCAUCCAAAACAAGGUCUCAACAGAAUCUAGAUAAUAAACGCGAAACUUGCGAAUAUGCUAAACGACAUCCGAAAGCGAAGCAUG
Messenger RNA from Paraglomus occultum, 172 nucleotides. The record is from the annotation of a GenBank genome assembly. NCBI's taxonomy places the organism in Eukaryota, Fungi, Glomeromycota, Glomeromycetes, Paraglomerales, Paraglomeraceae.